Molecule: messenger RNA, 1602 nt
Organism: Alternaria arbusti
Lineage: Eukaryota; Fungi; Ascomycota; Dothideomycetes; Pleosporales; Pleosporaceae
Exons: 3
Coding region: 1-1602 (533 amino acids)
Source: RefSeq, a predicted model, not a curated record
AUGUCUUCGCGCGGUCUUCCCGACGUCUUGAUGCAAAAGGUCGACGAUUAUGUCGAUUCGCUGGCGCCCCAGAUCCAGCCCCGCAUCGCCUCCGAACUUGAAGUCUUCCAACAAAAGACUAUCGACAGCCUGGAAACCCAGGUCGUAGACGCUUUUCGUUCGUUGUUCGGUAAAGACAGGCCGUCUUCGUCGGAUGGCAGCCGAUCGGGCCCUUGGAAUCUCAAUGACGCAGCACCCGACGCCUAUGGUGGACAGUCAUUGCCUUUUGCGGAUGAAAUCGCCAAGUUGACGCGUAGCUUCGGUCAGAUUUCUGAUGAAGCGGGCGGGGAUUUGCGCGAUAUAUUCGAUCUUACGGAGGGGAACCGAGGAGGCCCAGAGCAGUCUCGAUCUGUAGACGGGGAUUUCUCGUCUGGAGCUCGAGGUUUCCUUUCAUCGGCUCUGAAUGUCGUGCAAGAUCAUUUCGACGAAAGAGGGUCAAAGGGUGGUCAGUCCUUUGAGAUUGGGGGUCUUCUCGGUAUGAUCAGUAGCACAAUCAAGGACGCAUCUCAGAACCCCGAGGAGAAGGCGAGACUUAUCAGCCCAGAGAUUAAGCAGACAGUUGGUGACAAGUUACGUCAACAGCACGCGCCUCUCGCUGAGCAGUUCACCCGCAUAGCUCUGGAACACAUCAAGCGCUGGCUUCGUGGAAACACAAGCACGCGCGACUUGGGUGAUGGUGCGAAAGCCGAAAUUGCCGAACAGGUGGGCGACCUGGUAAAGGGCCUUGGAAAUUUGUUCGGGAGCAAAAAGAGCAGCAAUGAGGAGACUUCGAGAGGCUUUGAUGACUCUAGUCGUGAUGGCGAGAGCAGUAGUGGUGGAGGCUUCUCCCGCGUCAUCAGUGACAAGCUCAGCACUGGUCUCGCCAAAGUCCACCGAGAAGUUCGCUUGGAGUUCCGCAAGAUCCUCGGAGCAAUCGAGAAACAACUAUUCGAAUUGUUACCUGAUCAAUUCCAACGUCCACUCGAGAAGAUACUAGGAGGAAAUCCUUUCGAUUCACAGCUCGACCGCGACGCGUCCGGUCCAGCAGAUCGCGGGUUUGGAGAUGACAUCAAGUCCAAAUUGCUCUCCAAGAUCCGUGCUUUGGUACAAAAGGUACAAGAGACACUUCGAGAAAGCAUACUGGGUGUAGUCAAUGGUGGUCAUCGCAAGUUUGAGCGUCAGAGCUGGGUCUUCGUGCAGGGCAUGGUAGAACAGAAAGUACAAAGGUACCUGCCAGACGUCAAGAUCAACGUCCCAGACGAUAUCGGAAACGAGAACAUCAUCAGGCGUCACAAUACCCACCGCCUCAAGACUAUCGACCCGAGCAUCACGGGCCACGUCAUGAAGGCUAUGCUCCUCAGCAAUAUCAACCACCUCAACAUCACCGCCCUGAAUCAUAUCCAUCUCAGGACUACCGAUCUGAGCACCAUGCCCCACCUACACAGGGUUACCAUCAAGGACCUCCAGACUAUCGUUCGGAGCAGUACCCACCAUCCCAACAAGGCUACCCUCAACAAGAGUAUUCUCAGCGUGACUACCGCGGUGACGGGUAUCGAAGGCAGGACUAUUAAAAGAGUCGCGUAG